Molecule: messenger RNA, 216 nt
Organism: Auanema sp. JU1783
Lineage: Eukaryota; Metazoa; Nematoda; Chromadorea; Rhabditida; Rhabditidae
Source: the annotation of a GenBank genome assembly
AUGGAACUUAAAAAAUUGAUGGAACAUAUUUCUAUUAUCCCCGAUUACAGACAAACCUGGAAAGUGGAACAUAAAUUAUCGGAUAUUCUACUGUUGACUAUUUGUGCCGUUAUUUCUGGUGCAGAAGGUUGGGAAGAUAUAGAGGAUUUUGGGGAAACACAUCUCGAUUUUUUGAAGCAAUAUGGUGAUUUUGAAAAUGGUAUUCCUGUUCACGAU